ACUUUUUUCUUUUUAAGACCCAGUUGCUGUUUUAGGGCCAUCAAGAAUAUAACAUGAAUGACACCAGGCACCAGUCUCUGUUCUUCAUCAGUCUGCCGGAGCUACAAAAACUCUGUGCCACUACGGUAACACUGAGUUCUCAGAUACCAGAAACUGAGACAAGGAGUACACAGAUAAAGAUUUGUAGACAAUUAUUAUUCCUGCAUCAAGACAUCCUUUCUGCACCUGUUAUGGGAACACUAAAUCAAAUUUCAGUUGUCAUGGCGAUGCCGUUUUACAAAUCAGGAAUAUGUCAAGUGUACGUAGAGAAACAAGGAGCUACUCUGGAAGCACCACAACCAGUUAGUCUGGCUCUUCUCCAAACCUGUCUCUCCUACACACUUACAGCCAGACUUGCACCCAGAUGGAACAAGGCUGGUCAUCUCUUGGUGCAAGGAAAAGACUUUUUGUCUCGUUCAGGAAGGCAAAAUGCUGUUGUUAUAGACCUCAGUGUGUCAGAGAGGCAGCUUUGCAUCAGUGUGGAGGCUUGCUCGAUUCGGUUGCCACCCCCUGAGCUGGGAGAUUUUGAUAUUUCAGCAAACACCUUGAAGAUGUUUGACAGCAAUGAAAAUACAGUUAUUCACCAACAUUCCAUAUUAAGUAACUGGUGCUAUGUUUUACCAAGCAUGAAAAUGGGUCAGAUCAUAAACAUUAGCCACGUAAUUCCUCCAGAAUCUCCUUUCCGUUCAUAUGAAGAAUUUCAGAUGCACUGGAAGAAUCUGUAUGGAUAUAUUCUUCCAGAGGAUCUUGAAGAAAAAGAAGUAUACUUCAGUGUUUACUUCAAGCCAAUAGGAGAAAGGCUCUUCACGUAUCCUUUAAGUUGCAUUCGAAGUCAGCCAGCACAGUAUUUCCCCAGAACAGAUUCAGAAAGCGUGUUGAACUCUUUUGUUUCUGACAUGAAGCACAGCCUUUCACAUCUAUGUGGAUUUCCAGUAAAGAUGACAAGUAAAGCACUUUAUGCUACACAGGAACUCUCCAGGGCUGCGGAAAUAAAAUCUAAGCGUGUGAAAUUGGAUGGUGAAGUGGUUUGUGUAGUAUCUCUAACGCAGACUUCUCCAAGACAACAGACUUUUCCUGGAAGUUCUUCAUCGUGCAGUACGAAAGACAGCCACUGGAUGGAGCGUUUGAUUAAAGAGCCAGCAACGCACACUUCCUUGAGUAGCCGUAAGGGUACAGCAAAGGUUUGCACUGACGCAACGGAGAAAUCAGUGAAUAAUAGGCAACUAUCAGCAGUACCAGAGUUACCAGUUUUAAAAUCUUUAGGAACGCCUGUAAAUUCGGCCUUUGAACCCAUCCCAAAAAAAGUCGGCAAAAUUAUACCAAUUUUCAAAGGAAAGUUAAUGCAAAUGAAUGGAAAGAGCGCAAAUCAAACAGAUGGGAAGAAAAGAGAAAAUACCGAGAGUUGUUCACCAGUAAAUGUUAUGGGUGUUUCAUCUGUCAGAAAUUCCCCUCACAGCAACAUACUUCAGGUGAUGAGUGCCAAAGCAUACAUAAAACAAGAUAUACCUGUAUUUCGAUGGAAAACAGAGUCUGUCAGACAAAUGACUAAUUCUGAUUUUUCUGAUAACUCAGCUUCAGGUGGGAAUUCAAGUGAAGUCAGUCACAAAAAGGCAAAUUCUCGUUCCUUUCUUAAGAAUGUUGGGUCAGUACUUCAGAAAUCAAACAUUGAUCUGAAUCUGGAUACAUAUUCAUCUCCUACUUCCACUGCAAGACGAGGAAAAAAGUUUGCAAGUCAAAAUGCUAAGCAAGUUCUUGAGAAAUACCACCAGUCAAAGGAAGUGCCUUUGCAGAUUUGUAAAUUAGACAAUGAAUUGACAAAUACGGAGUUAUCACAGCAACUAGGAAAGAGAUCAAAUGAAGGAGCAAGGUUAAAUAUUCAUGAGUCUGUCUUCAACAGUACAAUGUACAUCGCCAAAAAUGAAGAAAAUAAAGCAGCAUGCCAUUCUAAGGGCUAUAUUGUGAAGACAACCAGUCAACAUUCCAAAUCUAACUUUGAACAGAUGAUUACAGGGAAUGAGUAUCUGACAUGUGAAACACUGACCUCAAAACUGACUUCCUCAGUCAAGGAGAACAACAUGGAAGGAUGUGUAAAGAAAGGUUGUGCCAAAAGAAGACAGAAAGAAGAAAGUUGUCCAAAGUUAAAGAGAGACAAAAGAAGUAAGCCUUCUCUUUAGGUUUUCUGGAGUAUUGAAAGAAAACUGGGUUUCCUAGAGGGCAUUAACAUAUUUGAGGAUCUCUGAGUUUUGUGAAUUUUACUCUGUUUCACAUCAUUGGUACCUGUUUCUGAAUGAAAAACUGAGGGUUAAGUGCUUACAGGCAAGUGAAUCCAUGGAUGAAAAGCUGAGUGUUAAAUACUUAAAAGUCAAUUGAAUCCUUGUAUCUACAACUUUUCCAGACAGUUCUGGCUAAUAAGCCUCCAAGUAAUUUGAAAAUUUAGCCAACUGCUUAGUCUCUGAAUCACACUAUGUCUAUCCUAUUACUUGCUGGUGCACCUAAUAUUUUUUCCAAGUUAUUUUGAAGUUUCAAGGCUGUCUUUUUAUGAUAUAAUGAGAUUUAAUUCUCU
Molecule: messenger RNA, 2602 nt
Organism: Colius striatus (speckled mousebird)
Lineage: Eukaryota; Metazoa; Chordata; Aves; Coliiformes; Coliidae
Gene: C4H18orf63
Product: chromosome 4 C18orf63 homolog
Exons: 14
Coding region: 54-2213 (719 amino acids)
Source: RefSeq, a predicted model, not a curated record